AUGACGUCGAGGGACGGCGAGGAGGUGCGCGUGGACGAUGUUACGGUCGGCCACAGCCACGAGGCCACACGCCCACCACGGCCAAGCCUCGACAGCCUCGUCGACGGUAGCAUACCACAACCAUCAUCCACCGAGGCGUCCAGGGCCGGGUCGCAUUCACCAGUCGACCGACGCCGCGGCAGCCAACACCGCAAGACCGUGUCAUUGACCAGCCCACCCCCGCCGCCAAUCGACUUCAACCCCCCACCAGACUUUACCUCUGACACACUCCUGCAUGGCAUCGAGACGCCGCUCCCACCCUCGUCGACCACGACCGCCGCCAACAGCACUCGCACAAGCCCGGCCGUCUCGAGCCCAACCGUCGUGGCCAGUGUCUUGGUGGACGAGGUGCCGGUAAACAUGCCGCCGCCGCCAGUCACGCUGCUCGCGGGAGAGCAGCAGGCGUUGUCGCAACAGCGGCCUCACAUCCGUGCCAUCCAAAGGCUGUCGAGCGAGUCGGUCCACCGAUCCACCCAGUCGUCGUCGACCCGCUCGACAUCGAGCCAAGGCGGCCACGGAGGCAGUAGUCCGUCGGAUGGGAGUGAUGUCCUCGCCGCACGACGAGACGAGCUGGUCACCCAGCUGCUGUCCGGCGACAGUGCAGAGUCGAGUCAACGAACGUCGACGGCAUCGUCUAGCCCCACAGCAGAGACGACUCUGGAGGUCCAUGUGAUCAACCCGACGCCCCCGACCACCACGGUGCCGCUGACGGCAGAUGCCCUGCGCUUUGCGGCUGUCCAGACGGCCCAGACUGCUGGAGAGGGUCGGCCUCCUACGCCACACCGUCGGUCAUUGUCCUCGUCCUCGAGUAGCAACAGGCCAUCUGAAGACGCGGCAGCACAUGCCUGGGACAGCGUGUGGCCGGCCGCCAACGCUUCGCACCGUGUAAACUACCCGCCAGAGACAAGCAGCACUCGCUUUCCUAGCGCUCCCAUGUCUCCCUAUGUCACGCCGUCGUUCUCCCCAGCCGUCAUCCAGGCGUCGGCGUCGGCUUCUCGCCGUCUAUCGUCAAACUCCCCUCCCCCAUUCGAGACACCCCUGACAGAACGCCCCGGAUCAGUCGGAGGGCAAUCCAGUUUGUCCUCGACGUCGGUGGCUCACCGAAUGCUGCCCCAGGGGGGUGGUGGUGGAGGACAAAGGUAUAACACACCUUUGGACGCACAGCUGCUCAACCCUCCCCGGUCUCCUCGUCCGACAUUGGGUGCGCUCAACUCGGACGGUGCAGCGCUGCCGUCUUCUCCCGGCGGGUUGGGUCGGACACGAGCCAUUUCAAUUACCUCGUCGCCCGGUCCUAGUCGCGCCGUGCUCGGAGCGUCACCACCAAUUACCUCCAUCCUCACGCCAAGUGGCCGCCCCCGAGGAGAGCGCUCGGGUUCCUUUAUCAACCAGUUCCCCGAGCUCGCGCCACCGUUCAUCUCGCGUCGCGAACUCUCCAUACGGUCACCACCACCAAUAACGCGCCGGCUAUCAGAAACCGCUGUUAUUCGCAGACCUGAUGUCCCGUCGCCCCUCCUGUCCACCCCACCCCUCCACCAUGGCGAGCUGGAGCCGCCGCGCAUCGACAUGAGCGGUGUCGCCAACAUUAUUGCUCCAACACCAACACUGCGGCCCGAUGGGCCCCGCCGCGCUCGGUCCGCUCAGGAGGUCCCCCAUGGCGUCGCUUGCCGCGAGCUGGCCGCCCCCGCUCUUAUUUCGCUUCCUGCCCCUCCUCCGUCCACCCUACCAACCGACGUGUCCCCAGCGGCCGACGGUGAAUCUGAUACGCCCCGGCGUCGCCAGUCGGAUGACCGGCCGAACGACUCUCGCACCGGCUUUACAGACGAGCUCGUCUUUGAGAUGGACGAGUACGCCAUUGCGGACGACGAGGACGACGAUGAGUCCGCCACCCCAACACGGCCCACCCCCAACCACGACAUACCCUCACUAUCCUACAACGCUCUGUUCCCUUCUGGCUCGCCGCCGCCGCCCACCUCGGUGUGGACGGAGGCUACGGUCAUGCCAGGGGGUCUCGUUGACGAAGGCGACCUCCUACCGACCAAUGUUGAAGUCCUCCACGACAUGGAUGUCACCUUUGACGACGAGGGGCUCAACACCUUGGAAAGGAUAUUCCUCCUCAGCAGGAGCGAGUAUGCGUUCCACCGCGCCUACGUCGCGAGGGUUCUCGGCGACCUGUUGGGCGAUGUCGACCCAUGCGAGUCGGUCGAGUACGUCCUCCCACUCAUCUCUGCAUUCUCUCUCGACGAAGACGAUACUGUCAAGGAGGCCUUCGCCGCGGACCUGCAUCGUAUAUUGUGGUACUUUUUCACAACGUGCCUGCUCGUCGACAACACUGAUGGCUCGGAACAACCGAUGCCAGACGGCGAGGUAUACGACACCCAUACCACGGGUCCUAGCCCAUUGCCCGAGACGGUCAACCAGUUGGAACACCACCACUCGGCUCCUAUCGAUCUCCCCACCACACAGCGCGUUCCCGACGGCCAGGUGUUUGGCAGCAGCCCAAGUCGAGACUCGAUCAAUUCGUCGUCCACACAUUAUGGCACCAGCUCAUCGGCGACCCACGGCAUGGACACGCCGUUGACCAGUGUCUCCAUGUCUGGGACGUCAGGAGAAGAGGCCUUUCAACAGUUUGUGGAAGAAGAAGACGACGCUCAAUUCGAUGAGGACUGUGCCGACGAAGCCGACAAGGUUUGGAACGAACCGGGUGGCGCUGUGGAGCAUGACGACACAGACUCGUCGCAUGUUGUUGGCGCCCCCGUUCUGCAUGUGGGCUUUUUCCGGCCACUGUUGGGUACGAUGCUUCUCAGCCACAAUCCGCAGGUGGCGAAUCCCACGCGAGACGGCAUCAUUGCUCUCGUUGCUCGCUUGCGCUGCCACGGCCCGAUUACCGUCGAGACAUGGGGUUCCACAGCCGAGACCUGCCAGACCCGACAAACGUUCCUGUCUCAGACUGGCCCGCACGAACACGACCCACUGUCGUUUGACGAUGACGCACGGUUGCUUGUCGAACAGGAGAUUCUGUACGGAAUCGUCCUGGGCAUGGGCAUGCUGUCGACGGAUGUCGCCGACCACAUCAUGGACGGCACUGUCGAGAUCCUCCGGGAAGACGGGCAGGAAUACGACCUCCAGCUGCAGCUCGAGCAGGAGGCCACCCUCGGUCGCGCGCUGUCGCUGUCGCUCAUCGGCAGCAUGUCGGAAUUCUACUCGCCGGAAGAAGUCGUGCACUAUGGCUUUGUCGACGAGGUGAUUCGUGGACUGGACGGCGACGUCUCGACGCGCGCCGAGGCGGCCUUGGCGAUGGGUAAUGUGGCCAAGGGCGCGACCCUCGACCAGCUCGACCGGUUGUUGGGUGUCUUUGACCAGUUUGCCAACGACCCCGACCCGCAGGUCCGCCAGUCGGUGUGCGUCGCCCUUCCCGCUCUGUGCAAGCGUAUCCCCGACGAGAGGCACCGCCGCGACUUUGCCGUGAGCGUCAUGACGGCGUUUGUGGCCGACGUCGAAGACGUGCGGUGUGCGGCCCUCGAGGUCCUCGGCGAGGUCAUCUAUACCUUUGUCAAGGACUCCCGCGGACCGCCCAUGAAGCUGCUGGAAAUCUACCUCAACGACAAGGAUUCGACAGGCGCCGACUGCGACUGGGACAUUCUCGCGAGCUUCAAUUUCCCCGGUGUAUGCCUCACGCUCGGCCCGGAUAGGUGGGACGAGAUCAGGAACCUGUUCCACCGUCUCGUCGACCGCGCAGGUGACCGCGUCCUCCGCACCAUUGCCGCAUUCCUGCACGAGCUGGCCAACAUUCUGCGUCCAGAGCAAGUGGCCGAGGACGUGCUCCCCGUCUACCGCAGGUGUCUCGAAAGCACCGACAUUGUGCGCGGACGCAUCUUCGAGCACGUCGACGUGGUCAUUGCACACCUCCCGCUCCCUGUCGCGUGGGAGUGUUUCUGCCAGCUGCAGGAAAUGUGGGACAAUGACACGCUCGGCGGGUGGCGCGCCCGCGAGCAGAUUGCACUGCAUAUCCCCAGCUUCCUCGAGACGUUCCGCUCGCAGGACGAGGUCGUUGGUGUGGUGGACAUGGCCAAAAAGGCCCUGCUCGACCGCUUCGCCGCCGUCCGCGACGCCGCGACGUAUGGUGUCCCGCUCUCAUACGAGAUUCUCGGCCGCAGCCACUGCUCCCAGAGCAAGAUGUGCGAGCUGCUCCUGGACCUCAGCCUCAGCUCGGCAUACCGCCAGCGUCUGACAUUUGUACGAUGCCUCCGCGAGUUCAUCCGCCCACCGCCCAACCGCGAAGCGUUUGAAAAGUUCUUUGUGCCCGCGCUCCCGCGACUCACGCAGGACAUUGUCGACGUCCGCAUCGGCCUCGCGCGCGCCAUCGGCGACCUGUUCAUCGUCGGCGCGUUCUACGGCGACCAUGCCGUCCCCGUGCCUCUGGCGAUCAAGAGCGUCGCGUCCAUGCUCGCAGAGGACGACAGCCCCGAGGUCCGCGAGAUCAUCCUGCGCAUCGGCGCCGACCGGUGGACCGAGCAGUUAGCCGCGUCCGCACUCGUCGAAGCGCACCGCAACUCGGACGAGCCCCAGCUGCUCGCCGACACCGUAAGCGAGGCCCUGGACCAGACGGGUCCGGGUAAAGUGGCCGAAGACAGCACGAUGGGCAUGCAUGACCGCGCCGACAUUCCGUCACCCGUCGCGACGGCCAUCCCGCCCGAACUCCAGCACCUCCGUGGCGAAGACGACGAGGACGACGUCGACACGGUCGGGCUCGUUUCGGACCCGUUCGAGCUCAGUUUCGCGGCGGCAGCGAGCGCGCUGCAUGGCGUGGAUGGGGACGGGGAUGGGGAGGCGGAUGGGGAGGCGAAUGGCGACGAUGCGCGGUGGGCGGAGAUCAAGAAGGGCGUGGAGGACGAGGCGCGCGGACGCGCCGAGGAGGCACGAGACGGGGUGCGGGAGGGAUGA
This is a messenger RNA of Apiotrichum porosum, 4980 nucleotides long. RefSeq lists its product as uncharacterized. The coding region runs from base 1 to 4980 and encodes 1659 amino acids. Gene Ontology annotation, biological process: protein dephosphorylation. The record is from RefSeq and is a predicted model, not a curated record. The transcript has 4 exons. Gene Ontology annotation, molecular function: protein phosphatase regulator activity. NCBI's taxonomy places the organism in Eukaryota, Fungi, Basidiomycota, Tremellomycetes, Trichosporonales, Trichosporonaceae.